AUGCAACAACCUAAACGCGCAGAAAAGUUCAAGAAGCCUUCAACUAAAGGACACAAGCAAACUGAUAAUACAACUCGUGUAAUAAUUGUGCACGAGAGCGUUAAGAAUGGCACUAGUCAAGCUAACAUUUCCAGAAAAGCUGAUACCGAAAAGGUUGAAUGA
Messenger RNA from Phycomyces blakesleeanus NRRL 1555(-), 162 nucleotides. RefSeq lists its product as hypothetical. Lineage: Eukaryota; Fungi; Mucoromycota; Mucoromycetes; Mucorales; Phycomycetaceae. The record is from RefSeq and is a predicted model, not a curated record. The transcript has 2 exons. Bases 1 to 162 code for a protein of 53 amino acids.